GCGCAUGCGCAGAGCCGGUUUAGCUCCUGAGGGAAAAGCUUGCUGCUGCUGUUGCUGCUGCUUCUUUGGCGCCUUGGAGGGAGGGCCAUGGCGGCGGAGGUGGCGGCCGGGUGCCGGGUGUUGGUGGUGGGCGCCGGAGGCAUCGGCUGCGAGCUCCUCAAGGACCUGGUCCUCACGGGCUUCGGACACAUCGACGUGAUUGACCUGGACACCAUUGAUGUCAGUAACCUCAACAGGCAGUUCUUGUUCCAAAAGAAGCACGUUGGGAGAUCGAAAGCUCAGGUUGCCAAGGAAAGCGUGUUACAGUUUCAUCCAAAAGCGAACAUCACAGCUUAUCAUGACAGCAUCACAAACGCAGACUAUAACGUGGAAUUUUUUCGGCAGUUUACCCUAGUUAUGAAUGCCUUGGAUAACAGAGCCGCCCGCAACCAUGUGAACAGGAUGUGCCUGGCAGCUGACGUUCCCCUUAUAGAAAGUGGGACUGCCGGCUAUCUUGGACAAGUAACUGUUAUCAAAAAGGGAGUCACAGAGUGCUAUGAAUGCCAUCCCAAGCCGACCCAGAAAACCUUUCCAGGCUGUACCAUCCGCAACACUCCUUCUGAACCGAUUCACUGCAUUGUCUGGGCAAAAUAUUUGUUCAACCAGUUAUUUGGAGAAGAAGAUGCUGAUCAAGAAGUGUCCCCAGACAGAGCUGAUCCUGAAGCUGCAUGGGAACCUGCAGAAGCUGAAGCCAGAGCGAGAGCAUCCAGCGAAGAUGGCGAUAUUAAACGUGUUUCCACCAAGGAAUGGGCUAAAUCUACAGGAUACGAUUCAGUUAAACUCUUCACUAAGCUUUUCAAAGAUGACAUCAGAUAUCUACUAACCAUGGAUAAGCUUUGGAGAAAAAGGAAACCCCCAGUGCCCCUGGACUGGAAUGAAAUACAAAAUCAAGAGAACAGCACAUCUGAGCAACACAAUGAGUCUUCCUUGGGCCUCAAAGACCAACAGGUGCUAGACGUCAAGAGCUAUGCACACCUCUUUUCUAAGAGCAUCGAGACCCUGAGAGCUCAGCUGGCAGAAAAAGGUGAUGGAGCUGAACUUAUAUGGGAUAAGGAUGAUCCCUCCGCAAUGGACUUUGUCACGUCUGCUGCAAACCUCAGGAUGCAUAUCUUUAGUAUGAAUAUGAAGAGCCGAUUUGAUAUCAAAUCCAUGGCAGGAAACAUCAUCCCUGCCAUAGCGACAACUAAUGCAAUAAUAGCUGGCCUGAUCGUUCUGGAGGGCUUAAAGAUUCUCUCGGGGAAGAUAGACCAGUGCAGAGCCAUCUUCCUUAAUAAGCAGCCGAACCCAAGGAAGAAGCUGCUGGUUCCUUGUGCUUUGGACCCCCCAAACCCAAACUGCUAUGUCUGUGCAAGCAAGCCGGAGGUGACCGUGAAGCUUAAUGUCCACAAAGUCUCCGUUUUGACACUGCAGGAUAAGAUUGUGAAAGAAAAAUUUAAUAUGGUUGCACCAGAUGUCCAAAUAGAGGAUGGAAAGGGGACUAUUCUCAUCUCAUCAGAAGAAGGAGAAACUGAAGCAAACAACCACAAGAAGUUGUCAGAAUUCGGGAUCCGGAAUGGCACCCGCCUGCAGGCAGAUGACUUUCUCCAGGACUACACCCUCUUGAUCAAUGUGCUGCACUGUGAGGAGCUUGAGAAGGAUGUGGAAUUCGAAGUUGUCGGUGAUGAAGUUGUCGGUCCCAAACCAUCAGAAGAACCCACUAAGAAUAUCACCAAUGGAAGUGAGGAUGGGGCAAAGCCAUCUACAUCCACAGCUCCAGACGAAGAGGACGAUGUGCUGAUUAUUGAGACCGAGGAAGGUUCUUCCGGCCACACCGAUGACUCAGAAAGCAAAAGCCGCAAGAGGAAACUCGAAGAGAAGGAGCAUCCCGACACAAAAAGAAUGCGUCCCUCAGAAGAGCAAGAGGAUGUCAUUGCGCUGGACUGAGUGAUGGGAUGUUCUGGCCGGUGGGACAGGGGUGGUCUGGGUGUGUUUGUAAAACAUCUGGAACUAGACUUGGCCAAGGUCUCUUCUGGGCCUGGAAAGGAACCCUGCCCCUUCUGCCUCACAGAACCUCUGCCAUCCCCACUCAGUAGAAUUUAGACCUUUGCCCAUAUGCAGUCCUAAAUAUAGUAGGCAUCUAGUUUAUAAACACUUAAGUAGUCCUGAAUACAGAGCAUGAUUUUGUAUAUAAUCUUUCAGAGAUGAAUUGGUAUGGGAAAAACAAGGCAACUCCAGUCUAGCAAAGCGGUUUUCUCCCUCCUUGAUAUCGGAGAGGUUUCGAAUUCUGGCAGGGAGGCUGGGGCAUUCUCAUCCCAGCCCAGUUCUUGUUGUUUCUCACACCCCUCAAAGCAAAAACAUUGAAAUUUGAAAGCAAAGAUGUGUUGUGUUCCAGAUGUGAAGCCGGCACAAUGUACAUUACUGUAAAACAAUGGCUAACUUUCAGCUCAUACUGCCUGAAUGUGUCAGGAAUGGAUUUUGGUGUACUGUUACAGUUUCAGGUUAUUUAUAUGGGAUGUUUUGUAAAACUGAAAUGCUUCUUUACCAUUCAUUCGAUGGACCAAAAUAAAACACCUUGAACGGCUCCCCACACAUCCGCCUGUGUGCUGACAUGAAGACGUGCAACAUGUAUGCACUCUUCAUAUUUAAUACUGUAGUAAUUUUGGUUUUAAACAUCCUAUACACAUAGUGCGGGACUCUUGAAAAAUGUCCUUUGGUGGAAUUGAAAGGGAGGGUUUUUUAAUAAAACAUUUUGUCACUGUU
Molecule: messenger RNA, 2778 nt
Organism: Sceloporus undulatus (fence lizard)
Lineage: Eukaryota; Metazoa; Chordata; Lepidosauria; Squamata; Phrynosomatidae
Gene: UBA2
Product: ubiquitin like modifier activating enzyme 2
Exons: 17
Coding region: 88-1962 (624 amino acids)
Biological process (GO): protein sumoylation
Cellular component (GO): cytoplasm; SUMO activating enzyme complex
Molecular function (GO): SUMO activating enzyme activity
Source: RefSeq, a predicted model, not a curated record